AUGAAUACUUCAUAUCGAAAUUUAUUUGCUCUAUUCGUAUUGAUGGUUUAUCUUGAAUCAGCAAUGUCUUAUCCUUCAUCAUAUAUAAAUGAACAACGCAGUUUUCUUCGUUGUCAAAUAUCUCCAGUAUCAUGCAAACGUAGUUUAUCUACGUUAGAAGAAAAUGGAAAUCCAUCAAUUAUAAAUCAUAGAAAUGAUUUUCAAGAAUGUAUUAGUCAAAAUAAACCUAUAUGGUACUGUCUCAAACAUGCACCAACAUUCCCACUUGACGACAUGAACCAAAAUAAUUAA
Messenger RNA from Adineta steineri, 291 nucleotides. Lineage: Eukaryota; Metazoa; Rotifera; Eurotatoria; Adinetida; Adinetidae. The record is from the annotation of a GenBank genome assembly.